Messenger RNA from Colletotrichum spaethianum, 1479 nucleotides. RefSeq names its product beta-glucosidase 1B. The record is from RefSeq and is a predicted model, not a curated record. The transcript has a single exon. Gene Ontology annotation, biological process: carbohydrate metabolic process. Lineage: Eukaryota; Fungi; Ascomycota; Sordariomycetes; Glomerellales; Glomerellaceae. The coding region runs from base 1 to 1479 and encodes 492 amino acids. Gene Ontology annotation, molecular function: beta-glucosidase activity.
AUGGCAUCUCAAUCCGGGUUCGACGAGUCCAUCAAGGGCGCUUUGCCCGCCGACUUCACUUGGGGCUUCGCAACAGCCGCUGCCCAAGUCGAGGGAGCUUGGGACAAGGACGGCAAAGGCGAGUCCAUCUGGGACAAGUUCGCACACACGCCCGGCAAGGUCAAAGAUGGAAGCUCCGGAGACGACGCCGUGCGGUCCUACGAUCUCUACAAGACCGAUGUGGCCCUUAUGAAGAGGUACGGCGUCAGCGGUUACCGCUUCUCACUGUCGUGGUCGCGCAUCAUUCCCCUCGGUGGGAAAGACGACCCGGUCAACGAGGCCGGCAUUGCAUACUACAACCGCCUCAUCGACGAGCUGCUCGCCAACGGCAUCACGCCUUACGUCACCCUCUUCCACUGGGACACGCCGCAGGCUCUCGAGGACAGAUACGGCGGCAUGUUGGACAAGGAAAGAUACACGCCCGAUUUCAUCCGGUACGCCCGCGUCUGCUUCGAGCGCUUCGGGGACCGCGUGAAGAACUGGAUCACGUACAACGAGCCGGGGGUCUACACCCUCGCCGGUUACGCCGCCGGCGUCCACGCCCCAGCCCGUUCGAGUUUCCGCGAGCUGAACGAGGAGGGCGACUCGUCCACCGAGCCGUUCAUUGUCGCGCAUACGGAGCUCGUCUCCCACGCCUACGUCGCCGACAUGUACAAGAAGGAGUUCCAGCCGGUGCAGAAGGGCAAGAUUAUGAUCACGCUGCACGGCAACUGGUCCGAGCCCUGGGACGACUCGGACCCGCUCGACGUCGAGGCGGCCGAGCGCGCGCGCGAGUUCGAGAUUGCGUGGUUCGCCGACCCGCUGUAUAAGACGGGCGACUACCCGGCGUCGAUGCGGGCUCAGCUGGGCGAUCGGCUGCCGCGGUUCACGCCCGAGGAGAGCAAGCUCGUGCUCGGCAGCUCCGAGGUGUACGGGAUGAACUCGUACUCUGCAUUCUACGUGCGUCACCGCGACGGGCCGGCCGACAUCAACGAUCACAAGGGCAACAUUGAGCAGUUUGACGAGAACAAGCAGGGCGUGCCGCGCGGGCCGAAGAGCGACACCUACUGGCUGCGCACGACGCCGUGGGGGUGGGCGAAAUUGCUCCGCUGGAUCUGGAACCGGUACCAUGUGCCGAUUUAUAUUACGGAGAACGGCACGACGGCGCAGGGCGAGCACGACUGGAAGCCCCGGGGAGCGGAUGAUGUGCUCGAGGACCCGUUCCGCAUCGACUUCUUCAAGAGCUACCUGACCGAGGUGGCCAAGGCUUCGCAGGAGGGUGUCGUGAUCAAGUCGUACUUUGGCUGGACCUUCACCGACAACUGGGAGUGGGCGGCCGGUUUCUCGGACAGGUUCGGCGCGACGUGGAUCGACUUUGAGAGCCCUGAGAAGACGAGGUACCCGAAGAGGUCGGCUCUCUUCCUGGGAGAUUUCUUCAAGCACUUGAUCCAUAAAGAUUAG